ACUUUAGGGCAUCAAAUUUGAUUGGUGGUAAUAAGAAAUUGUUUUUUUUUGUGAAUAAACUUGAAUUGUGUUGACGUUUGUUUUGUGUUUUCGCGGUUGGCGGCAAUUGCGCACCUCCCCUCGUAUGUCAGAGAGGUGUGGUGUUAUCAGUCGUAAUUUUGCUCAAAUAAGUGAUAAGCGGGGCGAUGUCGGCGACUCUACGGCCCUAUUUGGCGGCGGUGCGGCACACCUUAACCGCCGCCAUGUGUUUGGAGAACUUCUCGUCGCAGGUGGUGGAAAGACACAACAAGCCGGAAGUUGAGGUUAGGUCCAGUAAAGAGCUGUUGUUGACCCCCGUCGUGAUUUCGCGAAAUGAGAAGGAAAAAGUGUUCAUAGAGACUUCAGUGAAUUCGGUCCGAAUCAGUAUAGCCGUGAAACAAGCGGACGAAAUCGAGAAAAUCCUCUGCAAGAAGUUUAUGCGUUUCAUGAUGAUGCGGGCGGAGAAUUUCGUUGUUUUGCGAAGAAAACCCAUCGAGGGAUACGACAUUAGUUUCCUCAUAACGAAUUUCCACACGGAACAGAUGUACAAACACAAACUCGUCGAUUUUGUGAUUCAUUUCAUGGAGGAAAUUGAUAAGGAGGUGUCGGAAAUGAAGUUGGCGGUCAAUGCGAGGGCUCGAAUUGUUUCAGAGGAGUUUUUGAAAAGGUUUUGAGGGGGGAAAAGGCGCCCAAGUGUACAUAAGUUCUAGAUUUAUCCAACAGGAAGAUUUAUUUAUUCCUAAUUUCAAAUACGAAUUCUAUUUUUACUUAUUAUAUUGUUUCGCCAAUAAAGUCGAUCAUUUUAUUAAGAAAAAA
Molecule: messenger RNA, 834 nt
Organism: Tribolium madens (black flour beetle)
Lineage: Eukaryota; Metazoa; Arthropoda; Insecta; Coleoptera; Tenebrionidae
Gene: Arpc4
Product: actin-related protein 2/3 complex subunit 4
Exons: 1
Coding region: 186-692 (168 amino acids)
Biological process (GO): actin filament polymerization; Arp2/3 complex-mediated actin nucleation
Cellular component (GO): actin cytoskeleton; Arp2/3 protein complex
Molecular function (GO): actin filament binding
Source: RefSeq, a predicted model, not a curated record